CUUAUUUGACCCUUUUCUUCUCUGAAACUUUGAGGUUUUUGUCUCUCUAGAUUUUGGGGAGCUCUGCUCAUAAAUUCCUGUCAAAGCAAUAUAGUGCACUAAGAUUUUUGCAGAGGAUUUUUAGCAGAGCUCUGUCAAGUUACUUUUCUAACCUUCCUGCUUUUUGUGUCUUUUCACUGUGACUAAAGCCUAACUUAUUGGAAAUCUCUGAUCUCUGCAACUGCCAUAAAAUCCCAGUUCCUGAUCAUUCUUUUUGGGAUCUUUAAAACCUGAAAUUAUACUUUAAUUCUUAUACGUUUUGGUGGAGUUUGAAAGCCUGGUUCUUGGCCUAAAUUUUUCUCAAUACCGGAGAAGAAAGCAAGUUCUUCUGAUCAAAUUUUCAAGGUUCACUUGAGACCAGUUGUAGAAGCAUUCGGUUAUUCUCUGAUUUUUCAGUCAAACUGAAGUCUUGUUCUCAAAUUUUCGGAGCACUCAGCCAUGGGUUUGUGGAUUUUUGCAUAUGGGAGUUUACUUUCGAAUCCAGGAUUUGAAUAUGAUGAGAAAAUCAUAGGCUUCAUCAAGCACUACAGACGUGUAUUUGAUCUUGCUUGCAUUGAUCAUAGAGGAACCCCUGACUUUCCAGCCAGAACAUGUACCUUGGAGGAAGAGAAAGAGGCAGUCUGUUGGGGAGUUGCAUAUUCUGUUAAAGGAGGGCUGGAAAAGGAAAGAGCGAUCUUGCAAUAUCUGGAGAGAAGGGAAUGCGAAUAUGAUUUAAAGGUUUAUACAGAUUUUUACAGGGAAGGAGAGGAUUCACCAACUUUGACUGGAGUUAUGUUAUUUAUCUCCACUCCAGAUGAAGAAACAAACAAGUAUUACCUGGGCCCUGCUUCAGUUGAGAACAUGGCAAGCCAAAUUGCAGAAGCUACUGGCCCUUGUGGGAAUAACAGGGACUACCUAUUCCAUUUAGAGAAGGCAUUGUUUGAUAUUGGGCAUGAAGACAGUUCGGUGAUUGAGCUUGCAAAUGAAGUGAGGAAAGUUCUCGGAAGGCGUAAGAGGAGAAUAUGCAAAUGUGGCAAUGUUGCCUGCAACUCCAUGAUCUCCACCACUCAGAUGUAUCUUAUGGGCAAUUCUCAAGUCACUCAAUGAUAUUGAUCUUUUACUGAUAAAGAUGGGAUGCAUGAUUAGGCACUAAUUAAUUUUAAUUACUUAUAAAGAUGCAUGAAAAUAAUGGGUACUGCCUAAUUAUGCUUGCAUCUUUGUCUGUAGUUGGAAACUUGGACAGAAGAUUAGAAUUUGAAAUUUCCUGAGUUAAAACUCAUAACACUCGAACAAGUUGAAUUUUGAAUUCGUCUUUCAUUUCGGCCUCUUGUUACAGUUCCCUGAAGUUUUAGUAAGUUGACUGUUUUGGCUCA
Molecule: messenger RNA, 1391 nt
Organism: Amborella trichopoda
Lineage: Eukaryota; Viridiplantae; Streptophyta; Magnoliopsida; Amborellales; Amborellaceae
Product: gamma-glutamylcyclotransferase 2-2
Biological process (GO): glutathione catabolic process
Cellular component (GO): cytoplasm
Molecular function (GO): glutathione specific gamma-glutamylcyclotransferase activity
Source: RefSeq, a predicted model, not a curated record